Molecule: messenger RNA, 6300 nt
Organism: Bicyclus anynana (squinting bush brown)
Lineage: Eukaryota; Metazoa; Arthropoda; Insecta; Lepidoptera; Nymphalidae
Gene: shep
Product: protein alan shepard
Exons: 10
Coding region: 453-1832 (459 amino acids)
Cellular component (GO): cytosol; nucleus; ribonucleoprotein complex
Molecular function (GO): poly(A) binding; poly(U) RNA binding; mRNA 3'-UTR binding
Source: RefSeq, a predicted model, not a curated record
AUUCAUAUUAUUCGGUUUGCGGGCGAGUUGAACGUCUUCCAUUAUUGUCAUUCAUCGGAGGAAGUGGGCGGCGAGGGGCGGCGCGGGUGCCGGCGGCGGCCCCCGCGCCGUCCGCCGGCACUCAGUCGCUCGCCGACACUCUCGCUGCCAGUACGCGAGAGCCGCGAUGCCCGUCGUCUCCGCUUGACUCGGUCCGUGUGUGUGUGCCCUCGGUGAUCUCAGGCCGGAGCCCGCUCGCGUCGUGCAGUGCCCCGGACCGUCAGCGCGAGCCGCAGCAGGCCCAGCUCGCACCGGUGCCCGCGCGAACACUCGCACGCCGACGGCUCACCGCUCAGCUGACCGGCGCGCUUACUGCCUUCGAGCGCACGAGCAGCGGCGGUUGUCGUUCAGCGAGCGGCGCGGGCGGCGCGGUGACGGUCGCGAGCGCGGGCGCGGGCGCGUGCGCGGCGCGCAUGGCGAGCGCGGGCGCGCAGUUCCGCGGCGGCACGCAGCAGUGGGCCGCGGCCUACGCGCCGCCGCCCUGCCGCUACCCGCCGCCGCAGCCGCAGCCGCAGCCCUACGCGGCGCAGCCCAGCCCCUACACGCCGCACCAAGCGUUAAUAUUACAGUACACCGGCGCGACCAUGGGCGGCGGUUGCGGCACUGGCACGCGGGUGCCCACGGCGGCGUCCCCCGCCAACACCGCGUCCAGCUCUUCAUCCAACUCGGCGGGCGGCACUCGCUCCACCAGCCUCAGCACCGCGCCGCCGCCGCCCGCGUCCUCGGCCUCCACCACCGGCGCGUCGGGCGAGCAGCUCAGUCGCACCAACCUCUACAUACGCGGCCUAAGCCAGAACACCACCGACAAGGACCUCGUGCAAAUGUGCCAGAUGUAUGGCAACAUUAUUUCAACAAAAGCAAUAUUGGAUAAAAAUACGAAUAAAUGUAAAGGUUACGGUUUUGUAGAUUUCGAAACAAUCGCGUCAGCGGAGGCCGCAGUAAAAGGAUUACAAGCCAAAGGUGUUCAGGCCCAGAUGGCUAAAGUGGGUAUCUGGUUCCUGCGUAGACUGAACCGUCAACAGGAGCAGGAUCCGACCAAUCUGUACAUGGCCAACUUGCCACCGCACUUCAAGGAGAACGAUGUGGACCAACUGUUGGCCAAGUUCGGCCAGGUCGUGUCCACGAGGAUCCUGCGAGAUACCCAUGGACACAGCAAAGGAGUUGGCUUCGCGAGAAUGGAGUCUAGAGAGAAAUGCGAGCAGAUUAUCCAGAUGUUCAAUGGGAAUCCGAUACCCGGCGCCAAGGAGCCACUGCUAGUGAAGUUUGCCGACGGCGGCAACAAGAAGAAGGCUCUGUACAAGCAGAACGACAACAACGGCCGAUCGUGGCGCGACAACAAUGAAUCUAUCACUCAGGCUAUGAGCGUGACGGGCGUGUACGCGUCGGGCGCGGCGGGUGCGGGCGGUGAGUGCGCGGGCGUGUACCGCGGCGGCGUGUACGGCGUGGCGGCGUUCCACCCGCAGCUGCACCAUCACCACCACGCCGCGCACGCCGCGCACCCCGCGCACCCCGCCGCCUGGCUCGCGCCCUACGCCGCGCUGCUGCCGCCGCACGCCGCGCACCCGGCGCACGCCGCGCACCCGCCCACCAUACCCAUCGACACCGUGCCUAGCCAAUACGUAAACUGGGACAGCUUAAGGCCGGAAAAUGAGUUAUACUACUUCGCAUCGCACCCGUACCAGUACUUCGCGGGGCCCACUCCGCCGAUCAUCCAGAUGCCGAUGGAGAGCGAGCACGCGUCGACGGCGGCGUCGCCCGACGAGGCCUACCAGCCGUACCCGCCAAACAAGUAGACACUAAGCCCCGCUACAAUUCAUGCUGUACACGAGCCAAAAAUCAAAGCAACUGUGACUUUUACGAUGUUAAUUUGUUUUAGAUUUAAUUUGCGGCCGUGAUAGACUUCAUCGAAAGCUACGCCGCGCCUGUAGAUGAUUGCCUGUGUUGGCAACCGUUGCCUCAACUUUGUUUUGGCUUGUCUCUGAUCCUCUUGGCUUAGCGCUGAACGUGCGAUCCGCUGUGAUGUUUUGAUGAGGUCUUUUGACGGCCAGGAGAGGAUUUGAUGUAUAGAUUAUAGUUGCAAUUUUAAAUGUGUUUUUUACAUUAUAAUUUUAUUUUUUUGUUUUAUGGAAAAAUUUUAAUGUAAGAUUUUAGGCGCGGUUUUUAACAUGUUGAUACGAUUAUUUAAGAUAGUUAGGUAUUUAUUUUAGCAUAGUUUAAUUUCAAUGAAUUUUAAAUUUUUUUUUAUUUUUGAAAAGAUUUUUUAUCACAAAAUUAUUAUUUAAAUUGCGGACUAAAUAAAUAAUAUAAUGAAAUCGAACAAACGAUGUGCAAUCUGAAAUAUUCAAAAAGUUGUUAGUAUAUUGAAAGAGUAGAGAGUAUAAUAUAAUUUCUUUGUAACGAAACCAUAAUUUUCCUGGUUACGAUCGAGUAGAGAAGGAAUGCAAUAUCUUCGCGGUUUAGAGUAGAGAUGUAGAGGAAAUGGUCAUAUCAUGUGGAAACAAAUAUAUAUGCUACCAAAUUGUAAAGUAUGAAGUGAACGACAUAUGUUAUGAUAGGAAAGGUUUAUCACAGUUAAGACGUCGUGCAAAUAAAUAAUUAUUGCGAAGAUUAAGAAUCUUUCGUGAAAUUGUGUAUUUUUAAAAUACAAAUGGUACCGUUGCAUUAUAUGAACGGAGCAAACAGCAAAUAAAAUAUUAUUAACCUUUCGAUAAGACAUUUAAUAGUUUUGAGUAGGUAUUUUUGACCACCACGUGGGACUAUGGUCGUGAUUAAUGUAUGUAUGUAUGUAUAUGUUCAAAAUGUGUUUGGCAUGGUGCUUUAGUCGUUUUUUAUUUGGAAAAUGAUACAUAAUAUAAACUAUACAGUAUUAUCUACAUUAUUCAUUCAUACUGGUGCAGUCUUCCAAGAACCGCGAGUACCUAUUUUUAAAAGCACUUUAUUAAAUAUUGUAUCAGUUUGGAGUUUCUGUUGGAUAUCACAUCACACAUACUGUCGUGGGCUAGUCGGCGCGCAAGCGAUCUGCAGCAUCACAAUCUCAUCUCAUCUUCAUCUUCGAACAGUUACACUUCUCGCCACCUUUGUCACGUUUCUGUCACAUUUCAUUUCCACGGUUUCUAUUAGAGCGGCUUCAAAUUACACAUAUAAUAAUCGUUGAUUUCGAAAGACAUAAUUGAAAACGUCGUUGCCAAACCCAACUACAGACUGAACUUAUGUAUACCGUAAUUUCCAGAUAGUUAUUUCUUGAUCCAUGUUACGAGUCAUGCAAAGCACCCCAGGAGCGCGAAGCCGGCAACAUUAGCAAUAAGCAGUUGUAAAGUCUAUUUAUACAUUUUACGAGUCUAUACAAAUUUUUGUACGUUAAACUCAUAUUCGAAAUACGUGACUAAUGAUGUGAUCCUUUUUUGAGAAUCAUGUACUGAAUCAACCGUAGUCGUUAUGUUUGGGCGGUCGGCACAUUCCACUAGGAGACAUCAAACAAAAAUUCCACGAUUGAUUUCCACAUUAUGAAAUGUAAAGGAUUCGAAAUCCAAAGUGUGAGCGCCGUUUUGGUGUAAAUGAGCACAUUUUGUACCAUCGCGUAGGUUUUGGGUACACUUUAUGACUUUAUAUAAAAUUUGAUAUUUUUAUAUUAAAUAUAUAUAAAUUAUACAUGGAUAUGUAUACAUGUAUAUACAUUGUUGAUGGGUACGAGUAAAAACCUACUAUAUCGCAACUGUUUAAUUCUAUUUUGGCACGUCGAGAGUUUCAUCAGAACCAAAGUAUACAAAUCAUUAAAGUCGAGUAAGAAGUAGGGAAAUAUUUAUACAACCCAGGGACUGAAGACUAGCUAAAUGUUUCAUAUAUUAACUGUAUUUUAACUGACGAUUAAGAGAUAACUUCUUUGUUCAAAACCUGUGAACCGACUUUAAUAAUAAAUCAAUACAGGAACUGAAUUAGAUGAAGACAGGUUUUGAAUGAACGACGUAGACAUUGAACGAAUUAGUAGAUUUGUUAUUUGUUUCACAUAAAUUUUCAGGAAUAGACUGAGAUUUGAAUAUUUGACUAACAAAUGAGUAAAAUAAGUUUUCAGGGAUUUGGAGAAAUUAAACUUAGCUUCUGGAAUUAACAUUCGUAAAAGUAAAAAAAACUUUUAAUUGUAGAGAUCGAGUUGUAUACAGUUGCUGUUAUCAGGGACGUGACAACAGCAGACUUAACUUUACUUAGCUGACUGUCUGACAGGACAUUCAGACUGUUUCUAUGUAGAUGAAAAAAAUCUAUUCUUACAUAGUAGAUCUCGUUACAAAAGGGUGAUGAAAGUGAGAUUUUUUAGUAAUUUAACUUAGCAUUGAAAGUGUACUAACUCCGUAGAUCAGUUUUAUAAUUUCUGAUCGAGCCAAAUGUUUUGAACUGAUGAAUACCGCCUUUAAAUCUUGAACAUAAUAGACCCAUUGAUGAUGUAUCGCGCGACAUGGCGUGGUACUUAGUUAAGUAAAUCAAAUGUGUAGUCGAAGUACACUGUGGCUUCCUAUAAAAGCAGUCUUCCGAUAGAUAUUUCCGCUGUGCAUUUAAUAAUAAUCGAACUCAAAUGUGUGAAUUCAUUUUCUGUCAUUGUCCUAUAUACUUUAGUCAGAAUGAUGGCUGUAUAAAUUCCCUCCCGUUUUGAUGUCACUUCUUUUAUAGAGUAUUUAUAUUGAUUUAAUUCCACAGUGCAUAUUGAAGUCCCCCGAAUAUAAUAAGGUAACACAGAGGCACAGAGUACAUUGAAUGUAGCGUAGAGCGGCACGGACGCGGGUGCAGUGGCGGUUAGCUGAACAAGCUAAACACUGUCAAAAGCAGAUGAAAUUAUUUUUCUAAUGCUUUCCUUCCACGAUGAGCAAUAAACUUAAUUUGAUGGUAGUGCCUUCAGCUUCGUUUAAAGCAAUGAACAGAAAACGAUACAAUAUAGCAGUUGCAUGUGCUUUACACGAUAUUUUUACAGGUAGUAAGACGACUUACCGUAUUCAUAAACGUAGUAAUAAUGUAACUGUGGUUUAAAGUAUUUUGUAUUAAAUGAAACGUAAUAAUGUGGCUGUCUAAUCGUUGCAUUUUCACACACGAUGUAAAGAUUUAAUUCGGAAGGUAAAAAAAAAUCUUAGAUGUUCCUAGUUACGCACUUCGACAAUCUUGACAUGUGUGAUCAAUAUACGUUACACUGAGAUUAGUGAGGGUUCGUUAUAUUGUACAGUGAGAGCUACUCAAACGAAAAGCACAAAAUGCAUAUUGAGGAACCAAUUCCCAAAUACCAAAACUGCGAUAAAACUGAAUGAAAUCAUGUCGAUGAAUAGAAGUGUUAAGUAAAUGUUUUUUAAAAAUAAGUCAUUUAGUUGUAAGUGAAUGUUGAUACGUUUUCCGACGGUGAGACGCUGGAGAGGUGGGAAAAGACGAAUCGAGGGCUAGCUUAGAGUUAGGCUUAACUAUAGAUAGGUUAGAAUAGCAAAAAAAAUGUUUCGACGCUAAGAUAGAUAGAUUAGAGACUAGACUAAGCGGCGAGCAGCGCGCGCGCCCGCCCCGGCGCUAGGGUAGUUUCCUUUGUUAGUUUAUUAAAUAAUUUAAUUUGAAUGGACUGAGGCCGGACAGGGCGCGCGCCCCCUCGCCGUAGCGUAAGAGAACUAAGAGAAUUAGUGAACACAUUUCGGGAUAAGUUUCAUUUGAACAAGUUUGCUUUCAUCUCUUUUGUUAUGUAGUUGACUAAGUGUAAAGAAAGAAAACUAAAUGAAAAAAACAGUCAGUGGGAAGUGUCGAUACGAAUGUAUUUGUCCAAUGUGUAUUAAAUAUAGUGUGGUGUUCUACCCGGCAGACUAGUCUAGACAGUAGAAUAGUUUAGAUAAAAAUUUAGUUAGGUAGCCUAGAAUACGAAAUGCAAAAAAAUAAAACUUCAUAAAAUGUAAAAAAAAAGAUGAAAUUGUUGGUAAGAAAGAAUAUUUUUAAGGGACAUGUUGCUUCGUUGUGUUAUGUGAGAUUUGGCAUAACUAUGAUAAUAGUGUAAAGGCAUUUCUCGCAGAGAAACACAUAGAGGAAAGUUAUGUAUCUAUUUUGUUACAAAGUGUUUGCAAGUUUCUAUAUUGUGCUAUGAGCAUUUUAUGUGACGCGCGUUAUUUAUAGUUAUGCUGAAUGGAGACUAAAAUAAUAUAUAAAUAAAAACAAAAUGGUACUAAGAAGCAUGUUUUAUUGUGACGAGUCAUGUUCCUUUGCAUUGAACAUAUUUUGUAAGAGCAAAUGAUUGAAAUAAAACAAGCAAAACCA